Gasterosteus aculeatus aculeatus (three-spined stickleback) is the source of this 6964-nucleotide messenger RNA. NCBI's taxonomy places the organism in Eukaryota, Metazoa, Chordata, Actinopteri, Perciformes, Gasterosteidae. The record is from RefSeq and is a predicted model, not a curated record.
GGCUGCUGUUUGAAGGAAUACAAGAUUUGUGCAAAGCCCGUGAGAAGGUAAAACAUGCCUGAAAUGCACAAUUGAGGAUCACAAAUCCAACCCUGUAAUGGUUUGACCCAACCAGCUGCAUCAGUGCCACACUCCUCCAGGCUGAUGAUUAGCUUCCUAAAACAUCAGAAAUCACGUCUUUCUCGGGAGAAAUUAAUCCGCGUUACCCCUCCAGUAUCAUGGUGCCAAUGUCAAGUAGCUGGCCGACAUGCCGUUGUUGUUUGUGAUGUAACGUUUAGUUAUUUUUGAAGUUAGUCCUUUUGGAGUAACGCCAAGUGAUGUUGACGAGAGGCAAACUUUUUAAACGCUCCCCGGCUGUUCGCUCGCCCCACGUGACCGCAAGCACACGUUUUCUCCGCCGUCGCUCCACAACUCGUCCGAGUGGACAAAUCAUUUGCCGUGUUUGUGCCGUGUCGGGUGUGAGGACCCGCUGUUUGUUGUGGCGCGGGUCCCAUGGUGACGCGGGGGGGUCUUCUGUCUCAACCGACCCCCGCUGACGUCUUUUAGUGGGGGGAAAAAAACCUACUUGCAAUCGCGUUGAAACUAAGAGUAAAACCCAUCUUUAAUGCGAGGUAAGCUUCCAAUGUAACGCUGGUGUCAAAGUUAUUUUGUUUUCAUAAUAAAUCCAGCCCGAGCUUUCUCCGUCGGCGGUGUCCUCAGUAACCGUUGCUAAGCGACUCUUUCUGAGCGCAAAUCACCGGGACGCGCUUCUGGAUUUUAUCUCAUCGUGUAUUGUUACAGUCAUGCCUGCUGUUUUCACGUGGUCCGUGCAGGUACCUCAUUCUGGAGACGAGAUGAUCCACUGCAGCUGGCUGCAGAGAUGGACUUGUUCUCACCAGCUAAUGUAAACAGAGAAGUCUCUGUCUGAAGCCGUCUGUGCAGCAUGAGGAGCCGAGACAUCCAGAACAUACGCUCAGUGAUCUGUUUACUUUUCUGCUGCUAGGAUUUGAUUUGCCUUUUGCCAAAAACAUGUCAAUCCUCAGGCCAAUAAGAGUGUCUGCAUGAACUUGUCCGUUUAGAGAUUUGAGCCGUUUUGCUUCCAUUACUUGUCUUCUUUCAGACUAGUGGGAAUAAAACAGCCAAAAUCCACAUUUCCGUGUAUUACUACCAUGACUUAAACCGUUUUCAAAAGUCCUCAUUUGAAUAUCCAAACUUACAAAGAGCAGAGAACUUGUAAUCCAAAAGACGAGCAUCCUAGUGUUUGAGUGUUUUUCUUGUCAAAUGGCAAAGGCAUUUACAGUUGGUCAAGUAUUUAUUUGAUGAAAAGGGAAUUUGAACACAAUAUGGAAAAUUUGUUUAUGAAAUCUUGCUUUUUAAGCAAACUGAAAGACUUUCUCAGACAUUUUUCAGGACGCCGAUUCAGACUGAUCAUUCCACCAAUAACUUCACCGUGAUUAAACACAACAGGCAAGUUUUAUUUGGUCCCUCUGCUCGGCCCUCCCUGCGCCUCUUAAGAAGAUUAGCCGUCGUAUAUUGGUCACCAGGCUCAACGGGACACACUCUGCCAUCUUGUGGGAACGCUCCCGUUACGCUGGUCCUCGCUGAGGAUUCAGCUACACCGCUUGUAGCCGCCCUGUUGGCCGGGUUUAACGACUACGACGUCUGUGGUGGACAUGGUCUGCCCCCCCCGGCAGACUGCCUUCUUUCUCCUCCACCUCUUCUCUGUUGUUCCUCCACCUGUCCAACCUGAGCUCUCCUGGCAGUCAGCUGAUCAGUGCCGUCUGUCUGUCUGUCCUCCCGUCCUGGAUGUAUACUGAUGAUCAUUGUCUGUGUACGAUCUGUGAAGCCCCUUGUGAGGGCUUUAGAGCAGCUUAACCCCCCCCCCAUCUGGUAGCUGAGAUAAACCCUUAGUUCUCCUGGGAAUGAUCAGGGAGCCGGAGCUCAGCAACAGUCUUCCUCAGCGCUGCCUCAGGACUUUUCCACGCUCGCCUUGGUGUCCAUGGCCCUGAAGGUGGACCUCGCCGCAGAGCCACAUCAGCCGGGAAGGAUUGGGGGAUUCCCGUGGGCGACCGAGACGGCACCUGAGGUCACGUCCGAGACCUGGGGAGGGCCCGCAGUCGCCUCAUAGAUGAAUGGAGGCAAGAAAGAACACCACAGCAGGGGUCCUUUUCUGGACACCCGCCCCGGUUGGCACCUCACCCACCAGCUCCGUGGCAUCUGAGGACGAGGGAGGAGAAGAGACGGAGAGAGGCGAUGACUUUGUCAGCCAGAUGGAUGAGAAUGGCAUCAUUGGACUGUCGGAAGCACUGGGGGAAGUGGAGUUGGAGCCGCCUGGUUCCGAUUCAAACGUGUACGCUGGACCCGCCACCCUGCAGGAGGCGGAGCCUCGUGAGCGUGACAGGGAUACUCCUGAGGACCGGAGUUACAACGCGAGUCAUAACGAAUCCCAAGGGGAGGACGUACGAAUACCCAUCAUCGUAUGAGGACCUGAUGGAUAGAGCCGAAGAGCAGGGGAUUGACUGCGUCCCACCGUGGGACAAAUACUUGGACAUGACGGAGGAGGAGAACAGCCCAGAGGAAGGGUGGACUCGGAGUGACGAGAAGAGAAAGGAAAAUAAACACCGGAGCGCUUCUAGAGAGCUUGGAGCCACAAACGGCUCGGCUGAGCGCUUUAUUUCCGAAGGAGAGAUUGAGGAGAUCGGCUGCACUCAAAAACGGAGUGCUCACCUGUCAGCCAUGGGACCUGCUUCUGUCUCCAACCAGCACCGCCCAACGGCCCAGCCUACCUCACCUGUCAUGGCCCCCACUUAUCGCCACCUCCUCCACUUCACGGACGAGGAAAUGGCUGCUGCUCCAGGGAUUGACGCUGAAACGCUUCCAGAGAUUCACAGCUUCACAGAAAGUCCUCCAGAAUCACUGAGCAGCCACGUGAGCCAGAGGUUCAGUCCUCGCUGUGCUGAGGCAACGCUCGGGGCUCCUUCUCAGCCAGCAGCAGCCACGUCACCUCUGGAAGGUGUAUCAACGCAAUACAGCCGAGUAGAUAAAGGACCUUUGAAGGCAUCGCAUAUGUCCAGGAUCCCUCACAAACGGCCCACUCCCUCACCGAGGAAGAUGAGGCAGAAAUCUCCUGAACCUGCAUCUUCUAGAAAUGGUUCCCCGUUAACAUUCAAAUAUCAGGCCGCAAGUCCUGACAAAGAGCAGGAGACACCAAGCGCCAGGACCCCUGCUGCUGCCAUGGAUGAAUCCAGAAAAGGGCCCCUGAGUUACCGCACACCCGAUUUCACCAAAGUGGAGCCCAGGGUCCGUUUCCCCAAACAGGGUUACCACCCCCCCAGGAGCAGGCGCCCUUGCGAGAGGAAGUCCCUGUCGCCGGAGCCCAUCUUGGUGUUUAAGUCCCCUACAGGCAUUGUGAAAGACGUCGUACUGAACACCACCGCUGGAUCUCCUUCCUCAUCACACUCUCCCAGUCCAAGAACCAGCGCCCCCAACCUCGAGUUCAAAGGGCGCCAGCAGGCCACGCUGCUCGACCACCUCGAGGAGGAGUACAACAGACUGCUGACUAAGUACGCCGAGGCGGAGAACACCAUUGAUCGCCUACGCCUGGAAGCCAAGGACAGACCCAUAGAGAUCCCAAAGUCCAGGCCCAGACAUUGCCAGGACAUCACAGACAGAGCAGUGAACCUGUACUCUGACCCUCCAAAGCCCGGCUACUUGGUGCAGUCAGGACUGAACCGGGACUCUUCAACAUACAUGAAGCUGGAUUUCCCUCAGGCUCAGAGAGCAGAGUUUAACUCUCCAUCUCUUCACCCAAACAGACACAGCAAUCAUCAGAAGAGUUCCUCUGCCUGUCCUUCCACAAGAAGCCCGGAUCCUGAGGUGGGACAGCAGCUGGCCAGGAUUCUCUUCCAUCAGGCCGACAAGUUCCUCCAGCAGCUGCAGACUUUUGAUGAUCUCCUGAAGAGCAAAACACUGGGGCCUUUUGAUCACGUGAAGGGUCUUUCACAGCUUGCUGAGGGCCUCAACUCUUUAGAAGGGGGCUACCUGUUGGCGAGGGAUGAACACAAAGUCCUGCAGCAGGGCGGCGCUCAAGUCCUCCCCUUCGACUCCGAGCGGGAGCUGGAGAGGCUGAUUUUUCAGUGUGGGCUGCGUAUGGACGAGCUGAAGGAGCAGGUGGAACAGAUGCAACAAGAGCAGCCUGACUGUGAGGCUCCUCCCUCGCCACCUCCUCACCCCACCCCUUCAUCUGUCCCCUCUGAGGGAGGAGAACCGCUGACUCACCCACAGAGUCCUCCUGUGCCGCUGCUGGUUGGUCCAGGAGAGGCAGUGGAGGUGAGCUCAGCCACUGAAGAGAGCGACGAAGAGGAGGAAACUCUUAAUUCUCUCUACCUCAAUCCGCUGAAUGGCAAACGAAUGGAUCACCACCACAGCUUUAAGGAGCUUCCCAAACGUUUAGUCGACAGCCAGAGGGGAGGAGCUUCCCUUCCUGCUCCCUUAAGAGGUGACCUGCUGCCUGCGGAUGAGAAGAAGGAAAGACGGAGGCCCGGAGACCUGGAAGUCCGGAAAGGUCUUCCACAGAGGAGAGACAAAUCCGACCAUCUGGACUCUGGUCCCGUUGGCAGCGUCAGUCAGCCGGCCAUCGAGCCCAGUCAUCCUUCCCGCAGGGCCUCCAGCCAGUCCACCACUCUGCAUCCUCUUCAUCCCCGCAGUAGCAGAAGGAGGUUGGAGCUGGGAAAGUCCCACAGCAGCAGCCUGAGCAGCCUGGGAGAGGUUACAACGUUGGAAAAGAGGAACGCCAAACCCCAAACCGGGAGUACCGGAGGGCUUUCUCAGGAUGGGGUCAUCUCCCCGGAGACGGACAGUGGGUUUGUCUGUUCGGAGAGCAGCCGGCCGACUCCAGCAGCAGCUCUCAGUUCUCUCCACCAGAGGGCCUCGCAGAGUGUUUUAGUGCCUCAGGAGGGGAACCUGGGAAACCCUGUCAUACAUCCAGUUCCGUCAACGUCUCACGGUCAUGCAGCUGUGGACCCCAGAAGUGACCCUCAGGUCAGCCGUGACCAGCAGAGGAGAACCAGACAAGGGCCGAGGAGACGCUCUUCUUCGUGCUCUCUACAGCACCGCGCCCGCCAGACGCAACGAACCAGGGCCGACAGCGGGACCAGUGACUUUGGCUUGGAAAGUGACAGAUCUCACACUGCGUCUGAAGACGGACCGAAUGAUCAGUACACAGAAUCUCUCAAUUCCCUCCACCACUCCAGCCGGAGCUCGUCCCCCACCGCAACGCAUCGCCAUGGGGAUUCUCUCCUAUCACUGCGCUCGAGUCAGAACCCCAGUGACGCAAUCCAGAGGCUGCAGGUCGAGGUGAUCAGACUAAGGAACACACUUGAAAGCUAUGUGAGGAAUCCGACGCCUCUGAGCUCUGCGAGUCCAGCAGCUCCAGCUCAGGAGAACUACACCCUCCACAACUCCGCUCCACCUCGCUUCAGGUCUGUGGAGCAGUGGGGUGAGGUCAGCCGGGGAAGAAGAGAUGGGAGGACUGUUGAUGAGUCUACACUGAGACAAAUGACCAGGAAGAGACCAUCUUCUGCAACCAGACAAAAGCCACAACUGGACAUCUUGAGCGGUCUGGAGCCCUCUUCACCCAAUCCUCCACCUCUGGUGUCCAGGUGUACUCAAACAUCCACUGCUGCACCAGACAGCUGUUCCCACAGUGCCGUCUGCAGCAGGACUCACUCCAGGCAGCAUCUGGGUGCAUCUGAAACAGCAGAUGGAGCCGACAGCAGAGGGCGACGCGCUCCUCUUUGUCCUCAGUGUUUGUCGCGUCACCAAGGGCGAUCUGACAUUGGUGGUGCCAUGGAGCCGGCCCACUGCCCCCCCUGUCGUUGCUGUCCUCUCUGUGGAGGCCCAGAACCCUCCAGAAGCGCUGAGCCAGACUGUUGCAGAGUUUCAGGCUCACCCACACAUACAAGCUGCCACGUGUGUUCCCCGGAUGGAGCCGGGAGGAGCAGACACGCGGCAGCUGCCGCUCCGCCCGUGCGGUUACAGUUCAUGCCAGUGUGCUCGCCACCACUUCUGUUGUACUCAUCGACCCCCUACGUGCCACUGAGCCACAGCACACCUUCAGGGGUCAGAGGUCACAGGGAGAUGAGGACGAGACACUGCCAGUGGUCUGACAGGGAGCACUCCGUGGACACGUCUUUGAACAGAGCCAUCAGAGCAGCUCAGCACAUGAAACGUACCUCUGGACACAUGGCUCGCUCUCUGGCUACAGGAGUGCAACACCAGGAGCUGCUCACUCAGUCCUGCAGCUACUAGUCUGCUCACUCAGCUCACAGGCAGCUCGGUGACCCCAGGAGAGAGUGCAGCACCAGGUAAAUCAAAUGGGGACAUAUGUUUGGAUUGAGCAUUUUUUUUAAAUGGUAGCAAACCGCUUUUGCUCUGUAAAGAUCCAUUUCAUCCGAUUUCUUUAGCAGUCAUAUUAUUUCAAAAGACAUGCAAGCAUACAUUAUACAAUAUGGAGCUCGGUUUUGUCGACAUGUGGUUUUCAUAUCAAACAGUAACAAGUCUUUGUCUUCGGAUGUGGGAAGUUAAAGUGGAAAUGGCUGUUGAUUACGUGACUUUAUAAUCAUGUGGUUGAAAAUAACCAUCCUUUCUAGAGAUUUUUUAUAUUUCCGGAUGGUCUUACAGGAGACCAUCGUGGAUUCUAUUUGGUAAAUAUUUAAGUCAUCGUUGACGCUACAAAAUGAGUAAUUUAUAUAUUUUAUACAUUUUAAAGUGUGUUUUUAGCCUGAUAUUUUGUACUUAUUUCAUCAUAACAGUCAGACCAGUGUAGUGCACUGUGGAUCCAUCUUUUAUGACCCCACAUACACAGGAAUGUUUUUGAAUUGUAUUUGGUAGAAAUUUACGUGAAUUCUGUGUCAAUUUAUUUGUUCUUUAAAAAUAUUUUGCAGGGAUUCUUUUCACUUGAGCCAAAUAAAGGUAAAAAUGCACA